Messenger RNA from Bathycoccus prasinos, 540 nucleotides. RefSeq lists its product with no specific name. Bases 1 to 540 code for a protein of 179 amino acids. The transcript has a single exon. Lineage: Eukaryota; Viridiplantae; Chlorophyta; Mamiellophyceae; Mamiellales; Bathycoccaceae. The record is from RefSeq and is a predicted model, not a curated record.
AUGACGACGAGGUUGAAAUGCGUGGAUUGCAAACUAGUCGAUUGCGAAUGUAAAGAUAAGUGUUUCGACUCGCUGGUAGAGAGGAAGUUUUUGAUACCGAUUUCGGAAGCGGACGAUGAAAGGAGCCACGGUACGUUGCUGUUCAAGUGGUUUUUACCCUUAGUGAAAGUGAAAGAAAACGACGAGAUCCGGCUCGUUCACGUAUCGAUGAACAAAAAAGAAAGCGUUUCCGAAGAAGAUUACGUCUACGACGUGAUAGUUCCGAUCGUUAACUUUCACGGCGUGAAGAGAAUAAAGUUGCUCGUCGAACAAACGGAAGGGACGGAGGAGGGUGAGAUUGCAAAGAAAAUAUGCGAGGCUGCAAAGGACUGCGAUAUGAUUGUGAUGAGUGCAUCGCAACAGCGAGGAAGGUCAAACAAGCACAUCGGACGAGUGUCCGAGGCCGUGGUUCAUAACGCUACGACACCAUUGUUGCUGUGGAGAGAUACGGAAGGCAUGAGAGAGGAAGGAAUGAACGACCGUUCGUUUCGCGAAGUAUAA